This is a messenger RNA of Schistosoma haematobium, 733 nucleotides long. RefSeq lists its product as uncharacterized. The record is from RefSeq and is a predicted model, not a curated record. Lineage: Eukaryota; Metazoa; Platyhelminthes; Trematoda; Strigeidida; Schistosomatidae. The coding region runs from base 140 to 445 and encodes 101 amino acids. The transcript has a single exon.
GAAACUUACGAACUCAAAUCAACAGUACAACUAAACGCCAGUUGAGGUACGAAAAUUUAUUUGCAAUUUAAAAACAGUCAACCCAAAUGUCGUUCUAACAAUAAUUCUAACAAUUAUAGAAACAAACCUUCAACUUUGUAUGUUCCCGGAGGACAACUCUAAACAACCAAACCAAGAACAAAGACAAACCAAACUGUACAAAAAAAUUGAUGUAAACAAACAAGUUCAGAAGUUGAGUAAGACAGUUCCAUCCAAGAAACACAGUAAACUAAAUAAUAUACAAUAUAGAGGUUUUAUUCAGUCAAAUGUCUUCCGUUCUACCGUAACAGCAGAAUCCAUCAGAAAUAUCGAAUGGUCACUGGUUUCAGACAAAUGUCAUGCUGAAUCAACAGUAUUGACGAAUUACAUAGAACUGGUGAGGAAGACGAUUGUCCAAAUUGUUUGAAUUCAAUGUAAACAUCGCGGAAAUUAAUAACGAACGUGAUAAUUCACUGUGUAGAUUGUAUUGAAUCAUGCUGAUGGAAUGAACUGCUUAUGUCACUCAAUUUGUCUUGACAUUGGUUGAGUCUCCGACAUAACAUACAAUGAACAUAUUCAUUUAUGAGAUCAGUACUGAGGGUAUGAAAUUCCGACUAAAAUAUUUUCGGAAACCACAAGCUUUUUGACCGACCAAAUAUUUGUUUCUACUUAUGAUAAUAUGUUUAGUAAAGUGGUAAAAAUCAUUCAUAAAAUG